AAGCAUCAUGGACUUGUGUUGGCAGUCCUACUCAUCUCCCUUCAAAAUGGCGUACUCCAAAACUUUUCUUCUUCUUGGACUUGUGUUGGCAGUCCUACUCAUCUCCUCUGCGGUUUCAGCCAGAGAGCUAGCUGAAACUCAGGAAAAUAUGCAAUUGAAAAGUGUGGAAGAAGCCAAGUAUGGUGGACAUGGCUAUGGCUACGAGCAUGGCCAUGAACAUGAUCAUGGACACGGGCACCCUGGCCAUGGUGGGCAUCCUAGACAUGGUGGUGAGGAAAACAUGCAACUGAAAAGUGUGGAAGAUGCCAAGUAUGGCGGUCAUGGCUAUGGCUCCGAACAUGGCCAUGGACACGAACAUGGACACGAAUAUGGACAUGGGCACCCUUGACAUGGUGCUGGUGAGAGAAAAGAGGCAGAAACUGAGUCUAAUAAGAAUUAGAUGACCUUUGUAAAUCGUAUGCAUGUUUUGUGUGUGCAAAUAAAAUAAUUAUGUAAUGUAUGUAUGUUUUUAAUGUGGAAUAAAGCAUGGUGUUAGCAUGUGCCACAGUGUAUUAGUCGUGUAAUAUCAUUAUCAAGACUUUCAUGUCUAUCUUCUAUCUAUUUGCUUUCUAUGUAUCUUGAAUGUGUGCAAUACAUUUUAAUAUGUCAACUAUAA
Molecule: messenger RNA, 655 nt
Organism: Camellia sinensis
Lineage: Eukaryota; Viridiplantae; Streptophyta; Magnoliopsida; Ericales; Theaceae
Source: RefSeq, a predicted model, not a curated record